Messenger RNA from Hordeum vulgare subsp. vulgare (domesticated barley), 1566 nucleotides. RefSeq names its product transcription factor BHLH089-like. Gene Ontology annotation, biological process: regulation of DNA-templated transcription. NCBI's taxonomy places the organism in Eukaryota, Viridiplantae, Streptophyta, Magnoliopsida, Poales, Poaceae. The coding region runs from base 402 to 1334 and encodes 310 amino acids. Gene Ontology annotation, cellular component: nucleus. The record is from RefSeq and is a predicted model, not a curated record. The transcript is spliced from 10 exons. Gene Ontology annotation, molecular function: protein dimerization activity; DNA-binding transcription factor activity.
UUCGAUUUCCGCAGUACCACCAACUGUAAAUCUCCAGCUGAUCUGAAUUCAGAACCCUUUAUAUAUUCUGAUCUCCGGAUGUGAUCCAGCUGGUACACGGUUGUUAGCAUAGCAGUACCGACAAUUCUAUUCCAUGUACUACUGUGGUCUCCAUGUUUGCCCUUGCGUCUGUCCGUUGCAUUAGCCUCACUUAACUUUUUCACUUUGGAGGGCAAUCUUUAUGUAAGGCUGCAAGAGUUAGUUGUUCCUUGUUGAGCCUUGCAAGAUAUUGACUGCCAGCUCCACCCCGAUCUGCUCCUCCGCAUUCUCCAGCCUUUAAGUAAAGCAAGCCCCUUCACCACUACCACUGGCCAAACCUCGCAAUUUAGAAUGGGUGCAACAUCACACUGAGAUCUGAUCAGAUGUAUUCCCCUCCCUGCACUGCCCCUGGAAGCAACGGCGAGCGGAGCUUCGCGUCCGGAGCCGCCAACCCGCUUGCUUUGCUAGACCAUGCCAUGGACUUCGACGAGCACGUCCUUUUUCCUAUGCACAAUGCAGGGAUGCAAGAUGGAGUUCAGUUCUAUAACCAUACUGCUGGUGGUAGUGGUACCGAGCUGAGUAGAAAUAUGAGCAUGGAGAAGGGUUUGAAGGGAGGUAAACGGAAGGGCUCGGGCGAGGGCAGUUCGACAAUGCAUUCGCAAGAGGAAACUGGGGCCAUGUCUCGGAGAGAGGCCAGCAUGGAGCGCGCCGGUGAGAAGGAAGGCGAUGCUGCUAGCAACAGAGAGGACUACGUGCAUAUCCGGGCAAAGCGCGGCCAGGCGACCAACAACCACAGCCUUGCAGAAAGGUUUCGGAGGGAGAAGAUCAAUGAGAGGAUGAAGCAUCUGCAAGACCUCGUCCCAGGUUGCAACAAGAUUACAGGCAAGGCAAUGAUGCUCGACGAGAUCAUAAACUAUGUGCAGUCUCUGCAGCGGCAGGUCGAGUUCCUCUCAAUGAAGCUCUCUGCAGUCAGCCCCGAGCUGAACUGCGACCUCGACCUCCAAGAUAUCCUUUGCCCGCAGGACGCGCGCUCUGCGUUUCCGGGAUACGGCCAGCGAUUGGGCAACGUUCAUCCUAACGGCAGCAUGUUCAGGGCGUCGCAGCCGGGCCUCUCGCGUCCAGAGCUAUACGGGAACGGGAUCAUCAUCCCGGACCCGGCAAGUGUUCAUCAUAUGGCGAGGACGGCUCAGCUGCCUGCGUUCCCCCAGAGGAGCAUCGUUUGGGACGAGGAGCUUCGCGGCAUUGGUCCGGUUGCUUUCCCGGCUGACGCCGGCACCAGCAGCUUGGAGAACUCCGACUCGAUGAAGGUGGAGUAGCCGCUGAGGCGGUUGAAACCAUGUGCAAAGGCUGCGCAGAUCUCCUCGGGCUUUGGCGAGUUUAACUGCUGUCGUUGGGGAGGAUUCUCGUGUGUGUGUGUGCGUGCGUGACUUUUGUACAGUUUGACUAAGCAAACGGACGAAAAGCUUUGUGGUCCGUUGUGAUGUGCUGUCUCUGCCGGUGUGGACUGGAAUUAGUGGUAAUAAUAAUUGGGCUUGAUGAGUUGAUCUA